This is a messenger RNA of Andrographis paniculata, 1475 nucleotides long. Its product is annotated as probable pectate lyase 16. Bases 13 to 1185 code for a protein of 390 amino acids. Gene Ontology annotation, molecular function: pectate lyase activity. The transcript is spliced from 4 exons. NCBI's taxonomy places the organism in Eukaryota, Viridiplantae, Streptophyta, Magnoliopsida, Lamiales, Acanthaceae. The record is from RefSeq and is a predicted model, not a curated record.
GUCUCUCCGGCCAUGGCGGCGCCACCGCUCCUCCUCCUCCUCUGCCUACUCGCAGCCAUCUGCAUUUCACGCGCCACCACCACCACCACAGAUGCAUCCAAAUCUAAAUACCGCCCAACGAACUCCACCAAAAAAAUGAUGAACGCCAUCGACUCAUGCUGGCGGUUCGACCCCAACUGGGCCUCAUCCCGCAAGGCUUUAGCCGACUGCGCCCUCGGCUUUGGCAGCGACGCCGGAGGCGGCAAGGCCGGAGCCAUUUACGUCGUCACCGACCCAUCCGACGACGCCGAGUCCCCAAAACAGGGCACUCUGAGGUACGCCGCGAUCCAGGAUGAUCCCUUGUGGAUCAUUUUCGACAGGGACAUGGUGAUCAAGCUGGAAAACGAGCUGAUUAUGAAUAGCUACAAGACGAUCGACGGCAGAGGGGCUCGAGUCGAGAUUUCCGGCGGGCCGUGUAUUACGAUCGAGGGCGUGACCAAUGUGAUCGUGCACGGGAUCAGCCUUCAUGACUGCAAGCCCGGGAAGCCCGGCCUGGUGCGGAGCACGCCGAGCCAUCUCGGCCACAGGCUCGGCAGCGACGGCGAUGGGAUCGCCGUUUUCGCAUCGUCGCACGUCUGGAUCGACCAUUGCUACUUGGCGCGGUGCGCCGAUGGCCUCACCGAUGUUACUCACGCUUCGAGCUUUGUUACGAUUUCAAAUAAUUACUUCACUCAGCAUGACAAAGUGAUGCUGUUGGGGCACAGGGACGGAUUUACAGCGGACAGGGGGAUGAAAGUGACAGUGGUUUUCAACCACUUCGGCCCUGGAUUAGUACAAAGAAUGCCGAGAGUUAGAUACGGGUACGCACACGUGGCGAACAACCGAUACGAGGAAUGGCUAAUGUACGCCAUCGGCGGCAGCGCCGACCCGACCAUUCUCAGCGAGGGAAAUUACUUCGUAGCCUCAAACGACGGUUACGCCAAGCAGGUGACGAAGAGGGAGACAGAGGAUGCGUGGAAGGCCUGGAAGUGGAGGUCGAGCAAGGACGUGUUUCUGAACGGAGCUUAUUUCGUGCCAUCGGGCAUGGGGAGCAUUGCGCCAGACUAUGCCAAGUCCCAGUAUUUUGCAGCGGCACCAGGGAGCUUGGUCCCGGCCCUCACGGCGGACGCUGGUCCGCUGCUUUGUUCGCCGGGGAAACGGUGCUGAUGCUGAUGCUUACACAGUUUCGGGUUUUCUAAGGUUCGGUUAAUUUUGUGUGUCUUGUCCGAAGAGUUGCUGCUUUUGUAAUUAGAUUCGUUGUGGGAUGUAAAAUCCCCACUCACUCUUUGUUUGCUCUCUUAAUUUUGGAAUUGGGUGGUGGUGGUGGUGAUUUGAAUUUGUGUUUCAUUUAUUUCCAGAUGUAACUUUGGUCUGGUUUUUUACAAGUCAGUGUAGCGUUGUUCGUGUGAAGCGGAAAUGAAUGUUUUAGUAAAACAAGUGCUACUUUGAAUGUGGGA